AUGUCAACAAGCAGCAGGAGCAGCCGGAAGUAUCACGGAUCUAUUAUAACAGCAGAGCCCCCGGAGCCUGCUGAAUGUGGAGUGUCCGUGCCUGGUUUGGGGUCGGCUUCCUGGUGUCCUCUCGGCAGACCUCUCUCCACCAUGACUCAGAACAUCAAGUAUCUCGGUCAGGCCGAGGCUCAGCAGAUCGACCAGGACCUUUUCUCUGAGUUUGGGUUCAGUGUGGAUCAGCUGAUGGAGCUGGCAGGACUGAGCUGUGCCACUGCUGUGUCCAGAGUCUACCCUCUGUCGUCUCUGCUGAAGUCCAGGCCGUCUCUGCUGGUCGUCUGUGGACCAGGAAACAACGGAGGAGACGGACUGGUCUGUGCCCGACACCUCAAACUGUUCGGCUACGAACCCACUCUGCUCUAUCCAAAGAGACCGAGCCACGCUCUGUUCCAGGCCCUGACCACACAGUGUGAGAAGAUGGACAUCCCCUUCCUCACUGAGAUGCCUGAGGCGGCGGUGAUCGACGAGGCCUACAACUUUGUGGUCGAUGCUAUUUUUGGGUUCAGUUUCAAAGGCGCAGUACGGGAGCCUUUUGGGACAAUCUUAGACACGCUGCAGAAGACCACCGUCCCCAUCGCCAGCAUCGACAUCCCCUCAGGCUGGGACGUGGAGCAGGGGAGCUCAGACGGACUGCAGCCGGACUUACUGAUCUCUCUCACGGCCCCAAAGAAGUCCGCUCUUCUCUUCAGAGGGAGGUACCACUAUCUGGGGGGUCGCUUUGUCCCCCCACAGCUGGAGAGGAAGUACAACCUGAAUCUGCCCCAGUAUCCAGGCACGGACUGUGUGCUGCAGCUGUAG
Molecule: messenger RNA, 846 nt
Organism: Knipowitschia caucasica
Lineage: Eukaryota; Metazoa; Chordata; Actinopteri; Gobiiformes; Gobiidae
Source: the annotation of a GenBank genome assembly